Suillus clintonianus is the source of this 1120-nucleotide messenger RNA. Its product is annotated as Bicoid-interacting protein 3-domain-containing protein. Bases 56 to 886 code for a protein of 276 amino acids. Gene Ontology annotation, molecular function: snRNA binding; O-methyltransferase activity; RNA methyltransferase activity. Gene Ontology annotation, biological process: snRNA modification. The record is from RefSeq and is a predicted model, not a curated record. The transcript has 5 exons. Lineage: Eukaryota; Fungi; Basidiomycota; Agaricomycetes; Boletales; Suillaceae.
CCAUCAUUACGGCACAGGGUACGAAUCACGCUGCACACACCGCUAAGCAGUGAUCAUGCCAGCAAAUGCGAGUGGCCACUCAGUCCCUGUUUACGGAAACUAUCAUGGAUAUUACUCUAAGCGUCCCUUCAUCCGAGAUCCUCGACUGGCUUUGCUCCCCACUGAAUUCUUCGUGGGCAAGCGAGUCUUGGAUAUUGGAUGCAACGAAGGCUGGGUGACUUGUGAAAUAGGACAGUUCCGGGGGGCACGUCAGGUCGUCGGGGUUGAUAUCGACAAUACUCUUAUAAGAGCUGCCUGGAGGAGAAGGCGCACUGUCUGGGGUCUUCAGUCUCCUGAAGAUGGAAAUAUUUCUGACGAGAGUUGCCCUUUGCCUGACCGACAACCACUCCUCGGUGAUGCGACCACUCCGGACAAUAGUGCUCACAAUUAUUUUCCUGCAUCAUGCGAACAUAGUUACGGCCCAUUGCCCAUACCAGACAGAGGAUGCGGUGCUUUCCCGCACAAUGUCACCUUCCGAACAGUUGAUUGGGUGAAGGACAAGAUACCAGAAGAUUACAAUCAAUACGACAUCAUUUUAGGGUUCUCUAUCUCAAAAUGGAUUCAUCUAAAUAACAAAGACGAAGGACUACAAGAAUUUUUCUGUAGAGUUCACCAAUGUCUAAAAAUAGGGGGUGUUUUCGUCCUUGAGCCACAACCUUGGGACACUUACUCAAAGGCUCGAAGGAUGAGCGAGACUCUCAAAGAGAACGCAAAAAAUCUUCAACUGCGUCCUGAUGGUUUUGGGGAACUACUGGAGAACCUCGGGUUUAGUCACGGUCAGCGUCUUGGGGUCACUGGCAAAGGCGGUUUCUGCCGUCCUGUUGAUUUCUACGUGAAGCAGCGAUGAUAUAGGAAUGAUGCUAGACCGAAUAUAUUCCUGCACUGCUGCCAAAAUGAUUGUGUGGUAUCAAUCUUCACACCCCCCAACACACGUGAACUCAGUUAUUCGCGUUAACGUCGGGUCCCGACAUGCUGUAUUUUGUGUAUUUGUCUGAUGGAGGCCCGAUUUUUUUUAUCCUUGUGCGCCAUCGAUAUUAUUUUUUACACUGCCUUCCUAUGAAUGAAUUGGUAACAUCACCAA